UCUCUCUCUCUCUCUCUCUCUCUCUCUCUCUCUCUCUCGUCUAUUCAUAAUAAGACUUCAGAGACUACUGCACUUAUGUAGCGCUCGCUCUCUCACACACACACUCUCUAUUCAUAAUAAGACUUGAGAGAGAGAGAGAGAGAGAGAGAGAGAGAGAAUGGGGAGAGCUCCAUGUUGCUCAAAGGUGGGUUUGCACAGGGGGCCUUGGUCUGUCAAGGAAGACAAGUUGCUCAUUCAGCAUAUUCAAGCUCAUGGAGAAGGCCACUGGAAAUCCAUGCCUAAAAGAGCAGGAUUACUCAGAUGUGGAAAGAGUUGUAGGCUAAGAUGGAUGAACUAUCUCCGGCCCGACAUCAAGCGCGGGAACAUAACCCCAGAUGAGGAAGACCUCAUCGUCCGCCUCCACGCCCUGCUCGGCAACCGCUGGUCCCUCAUAGCUGGGAGACUGCCGAGCCGGACCGACAACGAGAUAAAGAACUACUGGAAUUCCCACCUCAGCAAAAGAGUGAACGAUAAUAAUCACCAAAGGAAUCGCAAUAAUAGAGGCGUUAAGGGGCCCAAAAAGAGGAAUAUUGUCACAGCUAAUAAGGUCAGGUCGUUCACCAAUAAGCAGAAACAAGAGAUGACCAAUGAAAAGGGUGAGACAAAAUUGACAAAGAUCAAAGUGCAUCAGCCAAAGCCCACUAGGGUUUCAGCUGUUGCCAGGAACAACAUUUGUAAUAGUCUUCCGUGGGGGUCAUGUGUGAACACGAGUAAUAAUAAUAUUCUUGAAGAACAGCUUCCACAACAACUCCCUCCCUAUCCAUCCUCUGGUUUGACGGCAAGGAGCUCCGCUUCCGACAUUGAGGGAGUGUUGGUCUUAGACGAAGAUCUUAUCAACGUUAGCGGUGAGUGCUACUAUUAUGAUCAUCAUCAAGAAACUACAAGUUCACGCGAAAUCUUGAUACCCACCAGGGAAGAGAACGACAGCAUGUUGCAGAAGAUCUUCGAGGAUUUUCAGGAGCUCCUGGGAGCGAAGGAUAGCGUGCAGAUGGAGACAUUCGUCAAUUCCUUGUUGAUUUGACUGGUAACAAAUUGUAACUAUUAUUGUGAUUAUUGAAAAGAGACUGUAGCAGUUGGCUUUUGAAUGUUCCGCAACGAAUUUUCACGUGCC
Eucalyptus grandis is the source of this 1150-nucleotide messenger RNA. RefSeq names its product transcription factor MYB8. The record is from RefSeq and is a predicted model, not a curated record. NCBI's taxonomy places the organism in Eukaryota, Viridiplantae, Streptophyta, Magnoliopsida, Myrtales, Myrtaceae. The coding region runs from base 158 to 1060 and encodes 300 amino acids. The transcript has 2 exons.